Messenger RNA from Penicillium malachiteum, 1026 nucleotides. RefSeq names its product twinfilin. Gene Ontology annotation, molecular function: actin monomer binding; actin filament binding. The transcript has 4 exons. The record is from RefSeq and is a predicted model, not a curated record. Gene Ontology annotation, cellular component: cytoplasm; actin filament. Lineage: Eukaryota; Fungi; Ascomycota; Eurotiomycetes; Eurotiales; Aspergillaceae. Gene Ontology annotation, biological process: actin filament depolymerization; barbed-end actin filament capping. Bases 1 to 1026 code for a protein of 341 amino acids.
AUGCAGUCGGGAAUUACAGUCUCGACGGAGCUCCAAGAUGCGUUCACCCGCUUCAGCUCCGACCCCUCGCUAUUCUGCCUCCCAGUAAUCAUAACAGGGGAGAGCCUCACACCACAAACCGCAAUCUCAUUCUCCGGCUCCUCAACUAGCCCAGAAGAUUUCUUUUCCGCCCUCCCACAGCUGUCCUCCGUCUUACAGCCCAAGACACCCAUCUACCUUCUGCUCCGCCGCCCAACCAAAGCUGCAACCAUCCUCGUUGCAGUAACAUACAUCCCCUCUAAUGCCCCCGUUCGUCCAAAGAUGCUUUUCGCAUCUACCCGCUCGACGCUGGUCCGUGAGCUGGGAACUGAGAAGUUCGCUUCAACGGUCUUUGCUACCGAAGAGGACGAGAUCCUUGGUCGGGAUUCGUGGCGUGAGCGUGACGGCGAUUUGCCUGGUGCUGUUCGCCGUGAGGAUCUGAUGGGUGAAAAGGAGCGUCAGUUGGAGGAGGUUCGGAAGGCCGAGGCUGAGGCGAGAAGUGGAACACCGCAUAGGGAUAUUGGUAUUGGAGGUACUUUUGGACCUGGUUCUGGGUCUGGAAUGCCGGUUUCUAUGCCCGUGGAUGAGGCGGCGAAGACUGCUCUGAGGGAGCUUCAGGAUGGUGGUCUUGUUCAACUGACCGUUGAUAUCCCCACGGAGACUAUCAAGCUUGUCGAUGCCCAAGAUAGCGUUGAUGCGGGCUCCGUCGCUAGCCAUAUCUCCCCAUCCUCGCCUCGGUACACCUUCUACCACUACCCCGGUUCGGAUGUUGUGGUGUUCGUGUACACCUGCCCCACUGGAUCGUCGAUCAAGGAACGCAUGUUGCAUGCCAGCUCGCGCAGAACUGCCAUCACGGUCGCUGAAAACGAGGGUCUCAAGAUCUUGAAGAAGAUUGAGGCUUCGUCGUCAGAUGAGAUCACCGCAGAGCGACUGGAGGAAGAAGUGCGCCCGCCCACGAACGUGGGUGCUUCGCGAGGAUUUGCCCGCCCCCGUCGCCCAGGUCGGUGA